CAGCAGCAUUCAAUCUACCACCAUCCCCGGAAAUCCAAAGCACAAUUUACGGAGGUGACAAUGCGAUAGUCUCUCGAAUCCCUGCAGCCUUCCUGGUAACAGAAGAAUGUGACACUCCUGCCAAGACAUCGCCUCAACGGCAUACCUGAAGGCUUAUCAGUCUCGUCAUGCGCAAGCCUUGCCAUAAUUGUCGUCGAUCACGCCUACGAUGUGACUUGUCAGUCCCAGCUUGCCGAAAAUGCUUCCUGUCAGGCCAACAAUGUCUGGGCUAUGGCAAGAUGUACACUUGGAACAAUGGAGUGGCCAGUCGUGGCAAGAUGAUGGGCAAGUCAUUUGAAAUGCCCGCUGACGGAUCAGAUCAGGCUCUAUCUCAACCGUCAUCCUUCUCUCGCCCUCCGUCCACCAGGGCCUCGUCGAACCCAGACUCUGACACAAAGAGGCCCCUGGAGGCAGCGAGAGCAUUUCAGCUUGGUCCGUCCCUGCUGGACCCGCUUGUUCAGGAUCUCAGCUACUCCCUGCGAUAUUAUCUCUCCCAUUUCUGUAGCAGGCUUUGUCAAGACUUGGUCACAUACGACAUUCCUAGUCACAACCCCUACCGGAACCUGGUGGCCAUGACCAAGGAGCAUCCUUUCUUGCUCCAGGUCAUCAUCGCUAACUCGGCCAUACAUAUCUCUAAUCUGCAUUCGCACCGACCACCCAUACACUCAGCGACGAACGAGACGUCUUUUGCUUCCCCCGGUGUAGUUGUUUCCACCAAAUUCAAGCGAGAUGCCCUGCUGGCCGAGCAGCUCGCGUUGCAGCGACUUCGGCAGGCUUUACCGUCGAUCGAUCGCACCGGACAAGAUGUCGUUCUAACCGGCAUUCUUCUCUUCAUCAAUUUUGAACUCAUGAGUAGCGGCAAAGAUGGCUGGAAAGUUCACGUGGACGGGGCUAGACGCAUUAUUGACGACUUUGAUUUCUCCCUGGUGUCACCAUCGGCAGAAACCACCAUGUUGCAUGAUUAUGUUGUCUCUGACUGCCUCAUAUACUAUGUGCUCGGCUCGACCUUCUCGACGCAAGCACUCAACCCCAAGACGCAGCAGCAAGCAAUGGAGCUUCUCCCUGUGUUGGAGAGGGCGCAGGUCAACAGCUAUCUGUCAUGUCCUGCAGAGCUUUUGCAGAUCAUGCUCUGGGCAUCACAUCUCUCAAGAUCUGAAGUGAUCCAGGAGAGCCAGUCCUGGGCCACCGCGGGGCACGACCAGAGUCUCGAACUCAUGUCCAAAGCCCGUUCAUUUGACGUUAGGGCGUGGGCGGCACGCGUGCGAGGAAUCUCCACGCAUGACGAUUUUGACAGCCGACUGCACGUAGCUUCGGCCCAUAAGGCAGCCAUUUGCCUCUAUCUCCAUCGAGCCGUCCCGUGGAGGAAUCUUUUGCAACGUCACGAAAUCGACCAGCUGACGGCAGACAUUAUACAACAUCUCUCGCACAUCCAACCGGGCAACCAUCUGCUGAAAAGCACAUCGUGGCCCGCGUUUAUUGCUGGGGCUGAGUCGAGAGACAGAAGACAGCGGGUGUGGAUCCUGGAACAUCUAUCUGCCCUGUGGGAAAUGUUGCCUUGGGGUUAUCUCCACACCGAAGUUGAGAUGUUGACAAGCAUCUGGAGUGGUGAGAAGGAUGACAGUGAGGCUGGUGAUGGACAGAACGGGUGGCUUCACCAACUCAAAAGUCGAGGCAAAGAUUGGAUUGUUGUGUAAAGAGAUACCCUUUUGUGAGAUGAGUUUGUAUUCAGGUUGUUGGUUACCGCCCUGAUGAACAUGAUGAUGAUGAGAUGGACGUAGAAUUAUGUAUACACUAUACAAUAUUUAGUACCUGUCAGAUGGUAGCUGGGUAG
This is a messenger RNA of Exophiala mesophila, 1870 nucleotides long. RefSeq lists its product as uncharacterized. Gene Ontology annotation, biological process: positive regulation of transcription by RNA polymerase II. NCBI's taxonomy places the organism in Eukaryota, Fungi, Ascomycota, Eurotiomycetes, Chaetothyriales, Herpotrichiellaceae. The transcript has 3 exons. Gene Ontology annotation, cellular component: nucleus. The record is from RefSeq and is a predicted model, not a curated record. Gene Ontology annotation, molecular function: DNA-binding transcription factor activity, RNA polymerase II-specific; zinc ion binding; transcription cis-regulatory region binding. The coding region runs from base 168 to 1733 and encodes 521 amino acids.